GAUCCUUUCUUGUUUGGGAUUCUGGAAAAGAGGAAAAGAGCAAAGAGAUCGGCUCGGGUUUCUGGCAGCUAGGAGCUUUCCUCUCCCUUCCGCUGUUGGAGUUGGACUGUACCGGGCAGGCUGUCUCUUGAAGACUGUAUCUUUCCAAACGGUGACAGCGCUUUCUGUUUCCUGCCUUCCUGCUGUUAUACAGUUUCCUCGUGCCACUGUCCACGUUGGUCCCAUCUUUGGAUUACGCUACUUUCCAGUUCGCGUGCCUAACUGCUGGUCUGCGUGGUGGUCUGCUGUGCAGGAUACUGCGUUCCUCUUCGUCAGGUGGAGGCCAGCUGUCAGGACUUCUAGGAAGGAUCAUUGGUUUGGGGAAAAGUUUAGUUUCUUUCCAGGUGUUGUCAAGAGCAAAGCAUCUCAUGUGUGGGCAUAGAGUUCGGUAACUGAAAAGUGGAAGAACUGAACAGGCAGACAGACUUUGAGAAAACAAGACAAAACAACUGAAAGAGAGCAAGAGAAAAGAGAGAGAGAGAGAGAGAGAGAGAGAGAGAAAGAGGAAGGACAGACCAGCAAAGAGAAAGAGAAACAAAAAGAACCCAAAAUAUCUUAUUUCAGGAAAGUCGAAGACAGGAGAGAAACUGGGACUAUGGGGAGAAAAAAGAUUCAGAUUACAAGGAUUAUGGAUGAACGUAACAGACAGGUGACAUUUACAAAAAGAAAGUUUGGUUUAAUGAAGAAAGCUUAUGAGCUGAGCGUUCUGUGUGACUGUGAGAUUGCACUAAUCAUCUUCAACAGCACUAACAAAUUGUUCCAGUAUGCAAGCACUGACAUGGACAAAGUUUUGCUGAAAUACACUGAGUACAACGAGCCUCAUGAAAGUCGGACUAAUUCAGAUAUUGUGGAGACAUUAAGAAAGAAAGGAUUAAACGGCUGUGACAGUCCAGACCCAGAUGCAGAUGAUUCAGCACUGAACAAGAAGGAAAACAAAGGUUGUGACAGCUCUGACCCUGACUCCUGUUAUGCACUAACCCCCCGCACAGAAGAAAAAUACAAAAAAAUAAAUGAAGAAUUUGAUAAUAUGAUCAGGAAUCAUAAAAUGCCUGGUGUUCCACCACCUAACUAUGAGAUGCCAGUUUCUAUCCCUGUGACCAACCCCAACAGCCUGGUAUAUGGUAACCCAGGCAGCUCACUGGCAAACCACAAUCUACUACCUUUGGCCCACCCAUCACUACAGAGAAAUAGUAUGUCUCCAGGUGUGACACAUCGGCCUCCAAGUGCAGGAAACACAGGUGGCCUUUUGGGUGGGGACCUUACAACUGGUGCUGGCACCAGCACAGAUACACAUGAUCAUGAGGUAAAUUUCCAAGCACAUGGGGUUAGAUUGGCGAGGAUGAGGGAAGCAUGUGGAAAUGGAUAUGGCAAUCCAAGAAAUUCACCAGGUCUGCUGGUCUCAUCUGGUAGCAUGAACAAAAAUAUGUCAGCAAAAUCACCACCACCAAUGAAUGUGGGAAUGAAUAAUCGAAAGCCAGAUCUCCGUGUUCUUAUCCCUCCGGGCAGCAAGAACACCAUGCCUUCACUGUCUGAGGAUGUGGAUCUGUUAUUGAAUCAGAGGAUAAAUAACUCCCAGUCAGCGCAAUCACUGGCUACACCUGUAGUUUCUGUAACAACCCCUACUUUGCCAGGGCAAGGAAUGGGGGGAUACCCAUCAGCCAUUUCAACUACUUAUGGUACUGAAUACUCCUUGAGUAGUGCAGACCUAUCUUCUCUGUCUGGUUUCAACACAGCUAGUGCUCUUCAUCUAGGGUCUGUACCUGGUUGGCAACACCAGCACCUCCAAAACAUCCCACACUCAGCACUCGGCCAGCUUGGAACUUGCACUAGCACUCAUUUAUCUCAGAGUACAAAUCUCUCCCUGCCUUCUACUCAAAGCCUCAACAUCAAGUCAGAACCUGUUUCUCCUCCUAGAGACCGUACCACCACGCCGUCAGGAUACCCUCAGCAUACACGACAUGAGGCGGGGAGAUCUCCGGUUGAUAGCUUGAGCAGCUGCAGCAGUUCAUACGAUGGCAGUGACCGUGAAGAUCAUCGGAAUGACUUCCACUCACCAAUUGGACUCACCAGACCUUCGCAGGACGAAAGACAAAGUCCCUCCAUGAAGCGCAUGCGGCUUUCUGAAGGAUGGGCUACAUGAUAAGAUUGUUAUAUAUUUAAUUUUUUGCAGUGUGUGUGUGUGUGUGUGCUAAACAUUAAGUGGGAAGGGGGGAGGGGUCAGUAUGCAUUAUAUGUGCCGUGUGUAAAAAUACAAAAAAGUCAGGUACUCUGUUUUGUAAAAGUACUUUUAACUUGCCUCAGUGAUUUAAAGUUUAGCAGAAACUGCUGAGAUAAUAAGCUUGGCACUUGAACUGUACAACUGAAUCCUUGUACAAAAAUAGAUAUUAAGGUUAUCUUCUUUUUCAUUGCUGUGCUCCUUUGCAAAAUGUAUGUUACAAUAGAUGGUGUCAUGUUGCAGGUUCAACGUUAUUUACAUGUAAAUAGAUAAAAGAAAACAUUUGCCAAUAAUGGCAGACUUUUACCAUGAGACAAGAAGCAGUGUUUAUGCAACAUAUUGAAAAAUGUACAGAUGUGUUGACAGACCUAGCUUAUGGGUGGCCACUGAAGAUAAAACAGUGAGAAAAAGAAGCUGGGUACCCUGGCAUCCCUUUUAUACCACAGUCACAAACAUGCUGGCAUAUCAUUGGAGUAUGGCACGAAAUAGGAUCAAAGACACUUUGGGUGGACCAUACUUGUAAAAUAUUUAGUCUGAGAGCUAAUAUAUUUAAUUUUGAAGUCUGGGUCUGCAUAACAUAUUAAGUAUAAAAGAUAUGUACAUUACAUUUUGCUUAUAUUUUCAUAUAAAAAUAAGAAAAAAAAGUUUGCAAAGCAUCUGUGGCUUUUUGUAGUCUACUUAAGCCAAGACAUGUUUUUUUUUUCCCUUGAUAGCUUCGCAGAUAUUAUAAAUGGUGGCAAAGAAGACUUUAAAGGGUGUUUUUGUAUAAAAAGCCCUACCCUAAGCCAUGAAGAACUCCAAGCUUUGCUAACCAAGACAACUGUUUUCUCUUUAUAGAAGUUUUGUUUUUGAAAUGUGUAUUUCUAAUUAUAUAAAAUAUUAAGAAUCUUUGAAAAAUCUGUGAAAUUAACAUGCUUGUGUAUAGCUUUCUAAUAUAUAUAUAUAUAUAUAUAUAAAUAUAUAUAUUAUAAUUAUGGUAAUAGCAAACAUUGUUUUCUUAGUGGGGGGAUUAUAUAUGUGCAGUUGCACAUUUGUAAGUAACUAAUUUCUUUUGGUGUUCUGCAUAUGUUUUGCAGAAUCAAAGUUGGCUGUAUCCUGUCAAAGGAUAUCCAAGGUUUGGAAUUGCCACAAAGUUAUUAAGUAACAUUUUCAAGAAGUCUACAGUGACAUUUAUUUUGGUGGACUGCCAUCCAUUGUGUAUACUGAGGAGUUACGUUAUAAUGCUGUUUUCUGCUGGAGUUACUUUACAGUUAAUUUGAUGCAAACACUUUUAAAAUAUUGCAAGUUGCCACAGUUGUGACUUCUUGGUAAGCACAUUCUCAGGGUAAAACUAUCUGAGCUCCAUAACCAUCUAACAGCAUACAUUUGCCUCGAUUCUCAGUUGUGUUUCUUUUUUAACCUAGUUGGCUUUGUAUUUUUUGCAUAGGGUUGUCAUUUACAGGAGAUUUAAAUAUGAAAGCAAUAACCUUGAACCAUUUGAGUACCAUAGCAUUUCUUUUUCUAAUGCUUGUUGAAAACAAAACUUGAUAUAUAAUAUAGCCAUGUUAGCUCAUAUGCCAAGUUGAAAACAAUGGUGGAAGUUACACUCAAACUAAUAUUUUCAUUAACAAAAGUAAAAGUAGAUAAUGCAAUUACAGACAGACAAGGAGAGCUCAGUGUUGCAUAAAUGGAUGUCAUCCUGCAGUUCUCAUUUCUACAUUCAGAAAGUCUAUAGCAGCAGCAAGACAUCGGUAUUUGGAACAGGUAAUACUUAAAACAACAAUUAAAUGAAUAGAAGCACAACUUUGAUCGCAAUGGGUCACUUUUUCUGUAAGUAAUUCUCUACCUUUAACCAUAAGUUACCAUAUUGGUAUGUGCAAAGCUAAUUCUGGGUUACUGUGAGAUUAUUAUUAUUAUGUAUUUAAUGAUUUCUGAGGCAGAGCCUCAAAAUGUAUUACCAUUAACUCACACAGACCCAAUUUGCUUCCAGAUUUUGGGCAGCAUUAUUUACCAUGAACUCAAGCAGGAAGAGAAAUAAUUAAUGAAAACUACAGACAUCAUUUCACGUGCUACUGACAAACUGGGAGGGAUUGGGGAGAUCAUUAUAAUGAAGUGGGUAAACAGAACAGUGUAAUUUUGCUACAGUUUUCAUAAAAGGACACAACUAGCAAUAUCUGACAAGAGCAACAAUAUUUUGAAGGAACUUUCACACUCUUCACAUUUCAUUAUAUUGGAGGUAAGGGUCCUGUCUUCUGCCAUUUUGGGCUAUCAUUUCUGGAAUUGCCAGAAUGUUCUAUUCCAAAUCUGUAGUAUACUGAGAGCACCUUAAAGCUUAAGAAAGAAAAUUGAUCAUCUUGACACAGCUGUCUCUAGCCGCUGUGCUACAGCUCUAUGCAUUUCAUGCCCAGCCUUCAGCAGCAUCAGGAUAUAUUUCUGAAAUUUGUGUUUUACCAUGUCAACAGUAGAGCAGAAUGCAUUCCUUAGAAAACAGCUACUUGAAAAACUGUUAAAAAUUUGUUGCCUAAAUGUGGAGUGCUUUGUCUGUUCUUGUUUGUGCCAUCUGAUGUUGUGUUGUCACGUAUAAGGUACUGGUUUGUUGCCACUACAGAGCUCAGACUGAUGGAAUAUUUGUAACUGUUAGAUUGUUUCAGAAUGAUAAAGGUUUUUUCAUGUACUUUUUCACCAAAGACAUGGAGCAAUCCAAGUCCAGAGCUGUAGCAAAUCUACUGGAAACAAUCCCUUUAUUCAGUUUUAUAUUCAGGUGUUGCAGCAGAUUGCCUUCUCUGUUCAUACCUCAGAUUGAGCCAUACCUCAGCAUUUGAAAAGAGGUCUGUCAGUAUGACAGUAAGAAAAUGCACAGCAUUCAGUGAAGUACAGACAUGGGGUUUUGCUAGGCAAACUCUUUGGAUUGCUCCAGCAGGUUCACUGUAUUCUUUUUCUGCUGAUUUAUUUCGUUUAUACAGUAGAAAUGAAACAUUGCUUCGGAAUAAGGACAUGUAAGCAUCCACAGCAAAUAUUAAGAAAAGAGGCUCACAGCGGCAUAAGCUGGACUUUGUCGCCACUAGAUAACAAGAUGUUAUAAUUAAUUUAACUUACAUCUAUGUAUCUCAAGGGACUUAAUUCAGCUGUCUGUAGUGAACAAAAAAAUGGUAAAAUUUGAAAAUGUUCUCCUGCUGGAAAUAAGGUAUAAUUUGUAUUUUGCAGACAAAUCAGUAAAGUUACUGGCUUUCUUAGUGA
Molecule: messenger RNA, 5470 nt
Organism: Protopterus annectens (West African lungfish)
Lineage: Eukaryota; Metazoa; Chordata; Ceratodontiformes; Protopteridae
Gene: MEF2C
Product: myocyte enhancer factor 2C
Exons: 13
Coding region: 635-2179 (514 amino acids)
Biological process (GO): cell differentiation; heart development; positive regulation of transcription by RNA polymerase II
Molecular function (GO): protein dimerization activity; RNA polymerase II cis-regulatory region sequence-specific DNA binding; histone deacetylase binding
Source: RefSeq, a predicted model, not a curated record